This is a messenger RNA of Mauremys mutica (yellowpond turtle), 2625 nucleotides long. RefSeq names its product shootin-1-like. The transcript is spliced from 17 exons. NCBI's taxonomy places the organism in Eukaryota, Metazoa, Chordata, Testudines, Geoemydidae. The record is from RefSeq and is a predicted model, not a curated record. The coding region runs from base 67 to 1728 and encodes 553 amino acids.
UCGACUCACAUCAGAGGCAACAGGCAGCACCAGCGUGGCGACACAGCUCAGUCAGCUCGGAUCAGAAUGGAUUGUGCUGACGACAGCAUUAGCCAACUGCCAGCCAUCCCGGAGUCUGACAGCGAGUCCUCUGAGGAUGAAGAAGUGGCUACGCAUGAGGCCCUCCUCCAGGAGAGGGAUGAAGCUAAAGAGAAGCUGUCUGAGUUUGAGCAAGCUUCGCAGAGGCUGCUGGCGGAGCUCUCGGCGCUGGAGGUGGAGUAUGAAAUUGAAAUAUCGUGUCGCAAACAAGCCGAAGUCUACGCAGCCCAGGUGAACAGGGAGAACAAAAAGCUGAAGCGGAUCAGCGUGGCACUGCUGCCCAUGUUGAACCAGCUUCCCGAGGAUGUGUUGAGUCUGGCCACUGAGGAAGACUCCCCCUCCGACCCAAGCCGAGAUCCAGCGUAUCCGUACCUGCAGCAGAUCAAAGAUUUGCAGGAAAAGGUUUCCAGGCUGCUGGGGGAGAAGAAGGAGCUCACCAUCCAAGUGCAGGAGCUGCAGAGCCAGAUCAGAGAGCUCGGGGACCAGGUGGAAGAGGAGCGAGCGGAGAGGCGGUCCCUGCAGGCCGCGAUGGACCGGAGUCACAAGGCCCUGAAGCAGUACAAGCGAGUGUCCCAGAUGGUCGCUCAGGAGUACAACGAGGCCGUGCAGCAGCUGGAGGUGGAGCAGGACCUGAGGCAGCAUGCGGAGACCUUUGCCCACAAGAUGCUGGUGAAGCAGAAGGAAGCCAACAGGCAGAGCAUGAUCCUGCUCCAGAACGUGGGCCCCGAUGCCCAGCUGCUCCAGGCCCUGGACGAGGUGGCCAGCCUGACUGGGAUGCUGGAGGAAGCCAAGCGGGAGCACCAGGAACAGGUGAAGGGUCUGGAAGAGCAGCUGGAGGGGAGCCAGGAGGAGCUGGGCGCCGUGCGAGCAGCCCUGGCUGCAGCCGAAGCAGAGAAGCUGCAGCUGGGGGAGCAGCUGCACCAGGCGGAGGAGAGGAACGUGGUGUUGGAGGGGAAAGUGGCGGUGCUGGAAGAGAAACUGGAGAGGGCUGAAGCCCCGCCUUCUGAACCUGAUUCGCCAGAAGUGGCUCCUCCCCCACCCCCACCCCCACCACCCCCACCUCCUCUGCCACUGCCAGCAUCUUCCGCCCCCGUGGAUCCCCUUUUGGCGAUCAAGCAAAGGAAGGGGAUGCGACAACAGAAACCCAGCGAACCUGCUACCGAUGACGUAAAAGCUCGAGCGGUGGAGGAAAUGAUGGCCAGGAUCAAGAGUGGGGUUGCCCUGAGACCAGCAAAGAAGGACAGGGCUGCGUUGUCCCAGGAUCGCUCACCAGCAGCCAGCAAACGCAAGAGCACCGUGAUGGAGCUGCAAGGGAUCCUGGGCACGAUGAAAAGGCCGGUCAGAAAACAGAGCUGGCGUAAACACAGCCAGAAGAUCAAUGACAACCAGCUGCAGUCCGUGCUGCAGAGACGGCGCAGGAUGGUGGACUCUUCCACUCCCGCCCAGCCCUCGCCGCUGCGGGCCGAGCUCAGAAAAGAGGUGCAGAAUCAAGGUGACGGUGAAAUUUGCAAAGCUGUGUCCAGCCCAUGCUCUGAGGAGAAUGUAGCUGUCGUCCAGUUAAGAGCGAGAUCGGUGCACCUUCAGAAAAGCAGGCGACAGGCUCUCCUGAAUGAAGCAGAGGACAAGCCGGCACAGAGAGAGACGACCUGAAAACCAGCCAUCCUGUUGGACCACAAGACACUGCAUGGCUGCCUGGUCUCACACCCUGCCGAUGCUCCUUGCAGUACCUGCCCCACCUGUGUAUCUUUCAGGCACGCAAACAUUCAGAUCCUGAGCACAGCCUGAGGAUGCGGUUCUCCAGUCGAGCUUGUUAGCGCCAAGUGCAGCCAGAUGCACAGCCUGCUUGUUACGCAUACUAGCUUGCUCCACUUGCCUCGGUGGUUGCUGGGAGGUGCGGUCAGGAAUCUUAACACUGACAAGCUUCAUAUUGUGGUCCUAGAGUGGAUUUGUCAUUGGCCAGUGGAAUGUGGUUUUGUUGACAGUGGUUUGUAAAGAUCGUCCAUCCCUCCUCUUUCAAAGGCCAGACAUAAUUUCACACUCUUCCUGAGGACUGCUGGGCUGCAGAUAAAGAAGGCUGCCGCUUUCGAGCCCAUUCUUUUCUAACUGAGCUGCUCUGACAAGAAUAGAUCCAGCAGAACCGCGUCAGCUGCUGAGCUGAGCAUCUUGGGGGAUCUGAGUGUCCUUCUAAGAAGCCCCACAUUUGAAAUUUGAGCUCUGUACCUUUUAACUAGACAACCUGUUAGAGAAAGGGGCUAAAGAGACAGAAACUGAAUUUGGAUGUACUAAGUUCUGUGUCCACAUUUCAUCAACCAAGUAUCAAAUCUGAACUCCUCAAGGACUGUGACAGCCUUAACAUGGAGUCACAGACAGUUCCCUUGGGCACUCCGGUCUGUCUUGCCACCCAGGCAAGCCUGCCUUUGUGAUAGAAGGUCCCUUACACCAAAAAUCACAACGAUAUUCAGAUUACUCCCAGUCCAAAAGGACCAGUCACUUACCGCAGAUCAACUGCACCUCAAAUCUUAUGCUUGUAGCCAAUCCUAUAACGAA